UUAAAAAAAAAAAAAAAUAGAUCUCUAAAGAAGGUUUGUGUUGGCAUUUUUUUAUUUCUCUAACAAAUGUGCUUUUGUCUUCCCUCCCUUCCCCUCUAUAGCAUAGCAUAUUUGUUAAUAUUCAUUCCUUUCUCCCACAUUUUCCAAUCUUUGUCAUUAAUUACAUCCCACCUUCCCCUCCCCCCCCCCCCCCCCCUCUCUCUCUAUUUUCUCUCCAUCCGUUUCUUACUUUCUAAUUUUCUCCACCAAAUCCCCCUCUCAAUAUUCAUGUUCAUUACACAAUAUUACUAGUAAUUAUUUGUAUAUAUUCCAUUAUAUUAACCAUAAGUCUUGCCUUUUACUAUGCCUUUCCUAUAACCACCUUCAUUUUUUCCUUUUCAUAGUUAUAUAUAUAUCAUCCAUUCUUCCUAGUAAUAGUACUAUUAUUACAUAUAUACUCGUGCUUCUCAUUACAACAAGUAUUUAAUCUACUCAAAACCAUGUGUAUAUAGUUAUUAUCAUUGAAUUUUUUUUUUUUCCUUACCUUGUUCACAAUAUAUAUAGAGAGAAAUUAAAGAGAUCAAUGGAAUACGGGAGUACCGGAGGUGGUGCUGCUUCCUCAAGUGGUGGCGGCGACGCCGCGGAUGCUCAACGGAAGAAGAAAUGCUUCCAUAGACACACUGCACACCAAAUUCAAAGCCUUGAAGCUGUGUUCAAAGAAUGUCCGCACCCAGACGAGAAGACCAGGUUGCAGUUAAGCAGAGAUUUGGGUUUGGCUCCUCGUCAAAUAAAGUUUUGGUUCCAAAACAGGAGGACUCAAUUGAAGAGUCAACACGAGCGAGCAGAUAACAGUGCACUUCGAUCAGAAAAUGAUAGAAUUCGAUGUGAAAAUAUCGCGAUGAGGGAAGCCAUCAAGAAUGUGAUAUGUCCCUCUUGUGGAGGUCCUCCAGUUGAACACACUUAUUUUGAUGAACAGAAAUUGAGGAUGGAAAAUUUGCAACUAAAAGAGGAGCUUGACAAAAUUUCAAGCAUUGCUGCAAAGUAUAUGGGGAGGCCUAUUGCACAGCUCCCACCAGUGCAACCUGUUCAUCUGUCCUCACUAAACUUAAUGUCCAUGUCUAAUUUCGGACUACCUGGCCCUUCACUUGAUCUCGAUCUUCUCCCUGGAAGUUCGACAAGUACUGUUCCAAGUUUAACAUUUCCUACAUUGAACAUUUCUGACAUGGAUAAGUCCCUCAUGGCUGAUAUUGCUGGCAAUGCCAUGGAGGAACUGAUUAGGCUUUUACAAACUAACGAACCUUUGUGGACAAAGUCUACAACUGAUGGUAGACAUGUUCUUAAUGUCGAUACCUAUGACCAGAUUUUUCCGAAGGCUAACAGUUCGUUGAAAAAUCCAAAUGUUCGCGUUGAGGCUUCCAGGGAGUCGGGUGUUGUGAUCAUGAAUGGUUUGGCCUUAGUUGAUAUGUUCAUUGAUGUGAAUAAAUGGGCGGAAUUCUUUCCUACAAUUGUUUCAAAGGCAGGAACACUUGAAGUAAUAUCAUGUGGCAUAAUGGACAGCCGGAGUAGUACAUUACAAUUGAUGUAUGAAGAACAGCAAGUGCUUUCCCCAUUAGUCCCAACGCGACAUUUGUAUUUCCUACGGUUUUGCCAGCAGAUUGAGCCAGGCUCAUGGGCAAUUGUCGAUGUUUCUUAUGAUAUUACUCAAGAAAAUUUGUAUCCUCCCUCUUCAUGCAAGGUUCAUAAGCUUCCAUCUGGAUGCUUGAUACAAGACAUGCCGAAUGGUUAUUCCAAGGUAACUUGGUUGGAACAUGUUGAAGUGGAAGAGAAAGGUUCAAUUCAUAGGCUAUAUAGAGAUCUUAUACAUAGUGGUAUGGCAUUUGGAGCAGAGAGAUGGCUUGGUUCUCUUCAGAGAAUGUGUGAGAGAGAUGCUUGUCUAAUGGUUAGCGGCAACUCUUCUCGUGAACUUGGAGGAGUGAUUCCAUCACCAGAAGGGAAGAAGAGCAUGAUGAAAGUGUCUCAAAGAAUGGUGAGCAGUUUCUGUGCCAGCAUAAAUCCGUCCAAUGGACACCAGUGGAACAACAUUUCUACAACGAAUGAGUUUGAAGUCAGAGCCACCCUUCAAAAGUGCACCGAUCCUGGCCAGCCCAAUGGCGUAGUUAUCAGUGCAGCCUCCACAAUUUGGCUCCCGGUUCCUCCACAACAUGUCUUCAACUUCCUCAGGGACGAAAGGACUCGGUCUCAGUGGGAUGUUCUUUCCAACCAAAAUCCAGUACAAGAGGUAGCUCACAUUGCAAAUGGCUCUCAUCCAGGGAAUUCUAUUUCUGUGCUCAGGGCCUACAACACUAGCCAGAAUAACAUGUUGAUACUUCAAGAAAGUUGCAUAGACUCUUCAGGUUCACUAGUAGUCUACAGCCCUGUGGAUUUACAAUCCAUCAACAUUGCCAUGAGUGGUGAAGACACCACCUACAUCCCACUGCUACCCUCAGGUUUCACUAUAUUGCGGGACGGCCGACACGACGGAGGGUCCAAUGAGGCAUCCAUGAAUAAUAAUAAUGAUACCAUGGGAGAACACAACAGGACAGGAGGGGGAAGGGGUGGGGGGUCACUAGUGACAGUGGCAUUCCAGAUAUUGGUGAGCAGUUUGUCAUCAUCAGCCAAAAUGAGCCCAGAAUCAGUAAACACAGUUAAUAACCUUAUAGGCAACACUAUCCACCAAAUUAAAGCUGCCUUGAAUUGCUCCAAUUUUGAAUUUAAUUCAGCUGCUGCUUUAAAUACUGAGUACAGAUGAGAAGUUGAAUCAUGAAUUCAAUGAGGGAAAAAAAAGGGAAAGAGAUCUUAUUUGGAGUUAGUUGAGAAUUUUCAAUGCUAUGCUUCUUCUUUUUUUUUUUUUUUUUCAUCAAUACGUAGUCCUGGAGCUGACACAAUGCUUAAUACAUCCAUAUGCCCCUCCUGCUACUACUCCUGCCAAAAGCUUUAUUACACUUUAACUACUCAUAGCUAGUUUCCCCCUUCUUUUUUUGCUUUUGAAAUAUUGGUUUCUCUUCUCCGUUUUGCUUAAAAGAGAGAGUCUAGAACCGCGUAAAUGCAGCACCGAUCUGUCCUUGUUUUAUAUAUUAUUUUUAGCGAGUCAAGAACGCACCAUACAUGUUUAUUUUAUUGAGGCAAGAACUUUGUAUGGUUCGGGUAUUGACUUCUACACAUGGAAUUUUCCUUCAUCAAUCUAACUAACUAUGAUGUGUAUCAUUUUCUCUC
Messenger RNA from Capsicum annuum, 3231 nucleotides. Its product is annotated as homeobox-leucine zipper protein ROC8. The coding region runs from base 563 to 2767 and encodes 734 amino acids. Gene Ontology annotation, biological process: regulation of DNA-templated transcription. Gene Ontology annotation, molecular function: lipid binding; DNA-binding transcription factor activity, RNA polymerase II-specific; DNA binding. NCBI's taxonomy places the organism in Eukaryota, Viridiplantae, Streptophyta, Magnoliopsida, Solanales, Solanaceae. The transcript is spliced from 10 exons. The record is from RefSeq and is a predicted model, not a curated record.